AUGGCCUUCAACAAUGCUCAGCUACGACCUGCUGUUGUGUUCAAAAACCAAAGCUUUCGUAACAGCAUAGUGCACUCAAGGUAUUUUCGCUGCUUCUGCGAUCGUCCCAUUUAUCCCUCAUUCACCAUCUCUCCUUCAGCCUUCUCAAAAUAUGAUAUGGAUAUUCCCUCUCUUAUUGCUGGAUUGGGAUGGGAAUCGUUGACAGAGGAUCAAUACUUUCUUCAAUGUCCUAAAGCAGUCAGGCUAUUCUAUGUCAACAUUCGUCGUGAUCAUGGCACUGCACCACGGUCCUUCACCACCAUGGUUUAUGACCAUGAAAUCACAGUCACCCCAGAUCUCCUUGCCUCUGUUCUAUCACUUCCUCGCUCUGGGAUUAAGGCAAGUUAUGAUAGUGAUUUUGCUGAACAAGGGUUUGACUUUGAUGUCGCCCUUGAUCGGUUAACCUAUGACAUUGGCAAGACCUUCUCCAAUCAGCUAUCAGUUGGUCGACUUCCAGAUGAUCUAAAAGUCCUGCACUUUUUCAUCACUCGAUGCUUCCUUCCCCGCGACAUUACAAGUGCUGGGUUACUUCAUUCCUUAGAUCUCUGGAUUAUGGGCAAUGCUCGUGCUCGUCAACCCAUAAGUUAUGCGUCACUGAUGUUUGCACACAUGCUCGAUUUUGGCGUCGGUGCCUACAGGGGUACUCUACCCUUUGGACCCCUCAUUACUCGCUAUUUACAUCGCCUUGGCAUUUACUUUCGCGACAAGGUAGCAGUGUGUAACGUCCAUGAUGAUCUACGCCCUAAUCAUGUUCUCGUUCGUCUCGAUGCUGAUGUUGGGCGUCGUAAGCUUGUCUCUGGCUCAGGGGGAGACGCUAGGCCCUGCUGCUCAGCCUUCUCUCCUGGUGAUCCUAGUUCUGAUAGCUUGAUUACAGCCUUAACUCAAGUUGCAGUCUCAGCCAUAGAUAUUGAGGUCAAGCGUCAAAAAGAGACUGGCAAUGGAAGGACCACAGGUCUUCAGGUUUGCAAAGAACGUCUUGAACUGAUGGAGGUUGAUGAAGCUAGGCCAGCUCCAGAUGACUUUGAUCCAAUCUCAUCUGACUCGAGUUAUGAAGAUGAAAUUUCAGACUAUGAGUCACCUCCUAGUUACCCGUUCUAG
Messenger RNA from Linum tenue, 1137 nucleotides. NCBI's taxonomy places the organism in Eukaryota, Viridiplantae, Streptophyta, Magnoliopsida, Malpighiales, Linaceae. The record is from the annotation of a GenBank genome assembly.